Messenger RNA from Cuscuta europaea, 2711 nucleotides. NCBI's taxonomy places the organism in Eukaryota, Viridiplantae, Streptophyta, Magnoliopsida, Solanales, Convolvulaceae. The record is from the annotation of a GenBank genome assembly.
UUUUAAAGGAAACUAUAUCAUUACUCAACUCAAACUCUCAGUAUGUAACUGAGAGGUAAUACAAUCUGGAGGGGUACACAACAUAUGAAAACCAUCCGACAUAGAAAGAGCAGCCCUAGCUAACUUAUGAGCUACUACAUUCGCAGAUCUUCUUCCGUAAAUGACUUCUAUCUUAGCUUCAUUACGAAGAGUGAGUCUUAUAUCGUCUGAAAUAGUGUCCAGAUAGGAAUCUCCAUCCCUGUUAACCAGACCAGAUGCUACCACUUGAGAGUCUGUCUCUAGUUCAAUUCUCCCCCAGCUCUGUGUUUUUGCCCAUCCUAUUAUUUCACGUACUCCAAUCGCUUCUGUUAUCUCCGCUGAUCAGCUUGCUCCUUGCACAUUCCAGCCAUCACCAAUGAAAUUGCCCUGUGAAUCUCUGGUCACCCAUGCCCAUGCUCGUCUGUUAGUUUGCAAGUCUAGCGCCGCAUUCACAUUGAUUUUAAUGAUCCCUUCCGCUGGUUUCUUCCACCCAGUCACCUGACGUGUCACCUUUCCUGUGCUUCCAGGCAUUUCCUGAGCUAUCUUCCAUCCUCGUAAGACCGCUGCUCCCACUUCCACGCACUGACGCCAAACCGCAUCUUGAUUCUUCCAGACUUUCUCAUUCCGGCUCUUCCAUAUGCUCCAUAGAUUAGCAAUAAAAAUGCAUAAGUCAUCAUCCUGCAAAUUAUCAAAAAAAUAUUAAUCCAGUCAACAAAAUUUCGCCGUUGUCGGAUAAAGCCGCCUCCCAGAUUCCUCCACACCAUGGAAGCUAGCCUGAAAGUUUUAAAUAUAUGCUCCUCUUAUUCAUCCUCCCCUUCACAAAUUUUGCAUGUUCCUUCUACCUCCACAUGCCUUCGGCGAAGGUUAUUUACGGUAGGUAGACAACCCGUCAUCAUCUGCAAAGCAAAACACUUCAUUUUUUGUGGUAUUUGUAAAUUCCACAUUUUUGUCCAGCCAACCACCCCUGACCCAUGCAUUCCCCGUGAAGUACUCUGUACCCGCUCUUUACUGAAUAGAUUCAUCUGUUAUCUUCAUUCCACCAGAAACCGUUCGGUCGUCUCCUACUACUUAUGGGGAUAGACAGGAUAGCUCUUCUGUCCUCAGCUGAAAAAAUAGUAUUAAUUCUUUCCAUGUUCCACCGGUCUCCUUGUUCAUUGAGCAGUGCGGCUACAUUCAUAUCAGCAAUUCCUGCCGGAGGGCUUGAUUGAAUUCGGCCUGAUCCCUGUCAUGGUAGCAACAUGGACGUGAGCUCUCUCUUCGCCCUGAAGAAUGCCAAGGGGAAAAAGAGGGGUCCAGUGGGCACUUCUGCCAGGGAGGAGUCCUCCCAAGCUGCUACUGCCGGUGCUGGCGCCGGGGGGCCCAAAGGCGCUGGGGCCUUGAAGAAGAAGAACGAUGUCAAGGGGACCGAGCCCCCGGCCAAGAAGCUGAAAGCUAAGGUCCCCGACAAGUAGCCGGCCGCUGACGUUGUCAUCAUUGUGGACGAGGGGCACGCCCCCGGUCCCACCCCUCAGGAGCACAUCAACCAGGACUUCUUCGGCCGGGAGAAGUUGGAGGCGAUAGUGCCGAAGGGGGCAUCUGUACUGGAGGGCAGCCUCAACCCCUCGGCGCUGAUGAGCCAGAUGCUGCCCUCGGCCAAUCGGCUGGCCCUUGCUAGGAUGGACGAGGGCUCCCUCGAGGCCAAGAUUCUGCUGAGCAGUGCCUCCACCUUCAUGGGCCUCUGUGAGCACCUCCGAAGGGUGGAGCAUAUGAAGGAGGCGAAGGGUGUCGCCGAAGGGGAAGCUGCCAGCCUUAGGAAGAGGCUGGCUGAGGCCGAGGAUUCCCUCCGCUUGGCCACUGAUAGCCUAGAGCAGCGAGUGCAAACUACGAGGGCCAAGGGGAAGAAUGAGGGCCUGGCUGAGGCCGGGGAGGCUGCUGCCGAAGCCGCCCGCGUUGCUGCUGAGGAAGCCCGCGUGGCUAAAGAAGAGGCCAUCUCCAUAGCCCGGGAGGAUGUUGUAGCUGGCUUUCUUGCCGAGGGAUGGAAAGCAGAGGAGGAGAAGGAGUGGCUGUCCUCGGUGGUGGAGGCUUCAGUGGAUGCUUGGGUUAGAGGCCCCGGUAAAAUGUGGCUUGCUGAGAAGGGUGACUCCUACUAUCAAGGCGGGGAGUUUUUCACCCAGCGCCUCAUAUACUGAAAGCUGGCCAGGCACUUCAAACUCUCGCCGGAGGAGUUCCAGCCCGAGGCUUAUGGCCUCCCCCCUUGGCAACCAGACGUCAGGAUCCCCCUCCCCGAAGGCGAAGAGAGGCCAAUGCUUGAAGACUCGGAGACCCUAAGGGAGUGCGGCCUCGGGGGUGACGGGGAUGAGGCCGAAGGCGAGGCCACUUCAAAAGCUGUUGACGGGGGCGACAUUGUAGCUCCCAUUCUGUAAUUUGUACCCUGAACAAUUUUUGUAAUCACAUUGCUCAACUUUUGGCUUCGGCUCUUAUGAACAUCCUGCCCCGUGUUUUGGGUGAAUUGAUGCCUCCGGGCUUUUGUAUAUAACAUGUUUUGUUUUUGAAUGUAUGUCUCCGCCUUUCUUUGUGAAAUGUAUGCCUUCUAAUUAUGCCUUGUGAAUGAAUGCCCUCGUACUUUGAUGCUUAGGUUGUCAGUUGUUUGGGACUUAGAAAAAUUUUCUUAGUGUUGUCCUCCCAUCAGGCCUUCGGUUGAGUGGCCCCUCGGG